AUGCUAUUUAUUAUUAUUGUUGGCAUUAUUUGUAUUUUUCUUUGUUAUAUUUAUUACAACUUUGUUUACAAAGAAAAACAGAUAUAUAAUUCAUUUAAAUCUCAAGGUAUACCAGGUGAACCGUUUAUACCUAUUAUUGGUCAGUUACGUGAUAUUCGUCAAUACACACGUGCCGAUAAAUUUAUGCAAUAUCAUAUUGAUCUACAACAAAAAUAUGGUAAUAUCUAUACGAUGAUGUUUGGACCGGUAAUGCGUUUAUAUAUACAUGAGCCAGAUUACAUUGGUGAUGUGCUUCGAAAAUAUACAAAAUUCUAUAAUAAACCAGAAUUAUUUCGAACUGUAUUUAUACCACUUAUUGGCAAAACAAAUUUACUCGUAUCAGAAAAUGAUAUACAUGAUCGAGCACGUAAAAUGUUAAAUGAAGCAUUUCAUUUUAUUAAUCUACAGUCAAUGAUUUCAAUUAUAUCACAACAAACUACAAAUACUAUUGAUGAAUGGCUAUUAGAAAUAUCAAAAAAUUCUGAGAAAGAGUUUGAUAUACAAUACAAAUUGAAUACAUUAACAUUAUCCGUCAUAACUUCAUCAGCAUUUGGACAAAAUUUUUAUGCUAAGAACACGCAAGAGAUAAUUUGUAAUUCCGUAACAGAUAUAUUAGAUGCCAUUCAAUAUCGUUCAUUAAAUAUGAUAAAUCAAAUACCGAUAUUGAGUAAAUUACCUAUAGCUAAAAAGCCUCUUAUUGCUCAACGUGUUAAACAACUAACAACUAUUACCGAUCAAGUAAUAAAUGAUCGAAGAUUAGGCAAAAGUCAUAGUUUGGGUAGUGGUAAAGAUUUAUUAGAUUUAUUAUUAUUGGCUAAGGAUGAUGAUGGCAACGGUUUUGAUGAUCAACAAAUAAAAGAGCAUGCACUAACGUUUAUAUUAGCUGGACAUGAAACAACUGGAACACUUCUGACAUGGUGCAUGUAUGUUUUAAUGACAAAUGCAAGUAUCUUUCAUGUUUGCCGCGAAGAAAUUGAUCGAAUUUUACAAGGAAAAGCGCCAUCAUAUGAUAAACUUGAUGAAUUACAUUUAGUUGAUGCAGUUAUACAUGAAACAUUGCGUUUGUAUACCCCAGCACCGUUCAUCACACGUCAGUGUAUAAAAGAACAUUAUAUUGGUCCGGAAAAUGGAAAACAAAUUUAUAUCCCAGUUGGUGCAACAAUAAUAUUAAAUUCAUACGUGUUACAUCGUUCACCUUUAUAUUGGAAAAAUCCAUUAGAAUUUGAUUAUAAACGAUGGAUGAGAAAUGUAGAUGGUCUUAAACCAAAAUUAUCACAUCGUUUUUGCUAUUUACCAUUUUCAGCUGGUAAUAGAAACUGUAUCGGUAGUAAUUUUGCUUUAUUAGAAGCAAAAGUGAUUUUGUCCAUGUUGAUACAACGUUUACAGUUUGAGAUUGUUCCUGGACAAAACAUUGUGCCGGCUGUCACAUCAAUAACAAUGAGACCCAAAUGUGGUCUGCUCGCAAAAUAUGAAAAUUAUGAAGCUAUCAUUAUUCCGUGUUAUGUUUUAUCUGGACAACGAUUAGAAAUUCCAUCAGACGUACUAGAUCUCUAUAAACAAAUAAUAUUGAAAUCAUGGCCGCAAGAUCCAGAUCAACGAUCUACAUGUUUGCAAUUUAAUCAAUUAAUUGCGCUAUCACAGCCUCCAUUUUAUUUGUAUGAAUUAAAUUUUAAUUUUGUUGUUUUAACGAUAUUAGCCAAUUCAGACGACGAAACUAGUACAUCGUCAUUAAAGAAUCCAACUGAAUUUUUAAAAAUGAUUUUAAAAAACUUAAAAGCCGUGCCUGUUAUACCUCCGAGUUCUUUCUGUUAUUCAACGUUGGAAUUAGCUAAUGAUUUUAAAACAAUUUUCAAUGAAUUGAAGAAGAAUCGAUAUUUAGCAACCGCUCAUGAUAUUUCAAAUAUAUAUUUUGGGGAUAACGGAGCACAAUAUGUAGCUCAUUUGUUGAAUGAUAUCAAAACAUUGAAAGAACUUGUUGUGGCGCGUAGUGAGAUAACAGCAGAAUAUAAGGCAAGUUCUGAAAAAGAGCAUUGCAUAGGGUUCAGUUUUGAUCUGUCAAAAGCGUUCUAG
This is a messenger RNA of Didymodactylos carnosus, 2109 nucleotides long. The record is from the annotation of a GenBank genome assembly. Lineage: Eukaryota; Metazoa; Rotifera; Eurotatoria; Philodinida; Philodinidae.